Molecule: messenger RNA, 3590 nt
Organism: Gloeophyllum trabeum ATCC 11539
Lineage: Eukaryota; Fungi; Basidiomycota; Agaricomycetes; Gloeophyllales; Gloeophyllaceae
Product: beta and beta-prime subunits of DNA dependent RNA-polymerase
Exons: 15
Coding region: 39-3470 (1143 amino acids)
Biological process (GO): DNA-templated transcription
Cellular component (GO): RNA polymerase III complex
Molecular function (GO): ribonucleoside binding; DNA-directed RNA polymerase activity; DNA binding
Source: RefSeq, a predicted model, not a curated record
GCGUCUUCACCGGGGACUACGACGACCGCUGGGAUCUCAUGGGGCCCUUCGCUAUCGAGGAGGACGACUGGCAGAAUGCGGAUGCGGCGCACUGGAAAGGACUGGGCCUCACGGACCCCGUGAAGAGUAUUGAGGAUAAAUGGCUUUUGUUACCCGCAUUCUUGAAAGUGAAGGGUCUGGUCAAGCAGCAUAUUGACUCUUUCAACUACUUUGUGGACGUCGAUAUCAAAAACAUUGUCAAGGCGAAUAAUAAAGUUACAUCCGACGUAGAUCCCCGCUUCUGGUUGAAAUACACCGACAUACAAGUUGGCUUUCCAGAUCGCACAGACGCCGAUGCCAUAGACAAGAGCGUAACUCCUCACGAGUGUCGGCUGCGCGAUACCACCUACAGCGCGCCUAUCUUGGUGACCAUCCAAUACACAAGAGGCAAGAGUGUCGUCCGGAGACCAAAUGUAAACAUCGGACGCUUACCGAUCAUGCUGCGGAGCAAUAAGUGCGUACUCACUGGCCGGACCGAAGCUCAAAUGGCCCGUAUGAUUGAAUGCCCUCUGGACCCUGGCGGAUAUUUUAUUGUUAAAGGCACUGAGAAGGUUAUCUUGGUUCAAGAGCAGCUUAGCAAGAAUCGUAUCAUUGUCGAAACCGAUCCAGCCAAAGGCGUCGUGCAGGCAUCAUGUACAUCGUCGACCCAUGGCGGGUUGAAGUCGAAGACGUAUGUCGCCACCAAGAAAGGCAAAAUUUAUCUGCGUCACAACUCCAUCCAUGAGGAUGUUCCAAUUGUUAUCGCUCUCAAGGCUUUGGGCAUACAGUCGGAUAAGGAGAUACUCCUUUUGACUGCGGGCAACUCCGAGGCUUACAAAGUCACCUUCUCCGCCAAUCUUGAGGAGGCAGCUAAACUCGGAGUUUUCACUCGCCACCAGGCUCUGGAGUACAUCGGCACCCGAGUCAAGGUCAACCGUAAAGUAGUCGGACCCAGGCGACCUGCAUGGGAGGAAGCACUCGAGGCGCUGGCAACGAUAGUUCUCGCUCAUGUCCCUGUGGUCGGAUUGGACUUCAGGUCAAAGGCAAUAUUCGUCGCGACGAUGACAAGACGCGUGCUGAUGGCCAUGCACGACGAGAAGAUGUGCGAUGAUCGGGAUUAUGUAGGUAAUAAGCGGUUGGAGUUGGCUGGUCAGCUGCUUGCGUUGCUGUUUGAAGAUCUGUUUAAGACUUUCAACACGAACCUUAAAGCUGCUAUUGAUAAAGUCCUCAAGAAACCGUCGAGGACUAAUGAGUUCGACGCCUUCAACACCAUGCAAUUCCAGGGUGAUCACAUUACCUCUGGUUUUGUGCGCGCCAUCUCCACCGGCAACUGGUCACUGAAACGGUUCAAGAUGGAACGUGCCGGAGUGACACACGUCCUGAGUCGGCUGAGCUAUAUCUCCGCGCUGGGUAUGAUGACCCGAAUAUCUUCCCAAUUCGAGAAGACCAGGAAGGUUAGCGGACCUAGAGCUCUCCAGCCUAGUCAAUGGGGUAUGCUGUGCCCAAGUGAUACUCCUGAAGGGGAGGCCUGUGGGCUGGUAAAAAAUCUUGCCCUUAUGACACAUAUCACAACAGACGUGGAGGAGGAGCCGAUUGUCCGUAUUGCGUACAUGCUUGGUGUAGAAGACAUCAGCCUGGCGACUGGUACGGAGAUUUAUGGAGCUAACACUUUUGUGGUCCAUGUGAACGGCACUAUCAUUGGCGUAACUCGUUAUCCCACCCGUUUCGUCAGUAACUUUAGGAAGCUCCGUCGAGCUGGGAGAUUCAGCGAGUUUGUUAGCGUGUACAUCAAUCACCACCACCGCACGGUACAAAUCGCUACUGAUGGAGGUCGCAUCUGUCGACCGAUGAUCAUUGUGGAGAAUGGAAAGCCUCGUGUUUCCUCCGACCACAUUGCGCUUCUCAAGAAGGGUGAGCUGACAUUCGACGACUUCCUUCACAAAGGCCUCGUGGAAUAUCUCGAUGUCAACGAAGAGAAUGAUUCUUACAUUGCGCUGUACGAAUCGGACAUCGUGCCGACCACGACGCACCUCGAAAUAGAGCCGUUCACUCUCCUGGGUGCUGUAGCGGGUCUAAUUCCAUAUCCUCACCACAACCAAUCGCCCCGUAACACGUAUCAAUGUGCUAUGGGUAAACAGGCCAUCGGAGCGAUCGGUUUCAAUCAACUAAACCGCAUCGAUACACUGUUGUACCUUUUGGUAUACCCGCAGCAGCCCAUGGUAAAAACGAAGACCAUCGAACUAGUUGGCUAUGACCGACUACCGGCGGGUCAAAAUGCGACGGUCGCUGUGAUGAGUUAUUCUGGUUAUGAUAUCGAAGAUGCCCUUAUUCUUAACAAGGCUAGCUUAGAUCGGGGAUAUGGACGAUGUCAAGUGCUUCGAAAGAAUACUGCGCUGAUCCGCAAAUAUCCCAACGGCACGUACGAUCGUCUAGCGGAUGCUCCUGUAGACGAAAAUGGCCAGAUACAGAAGAAGUUUGAUAUCAUCCAGCUGGAUGGGUUAGCCGGCGUCGGCGAGCGUGUUGAUCCGGGAGACGUCUAUGUCAACAAGCAGAUGCCCUCGAAUGCUAACGACAACACGUUUUCGGGUCAAGCAGCUACGGUCCCUUACAAGAACGCGCCUUUGACCUAUAAGUCGCCUGUGGCCGGAAACAUCGACAAGGUGAUGAUAACAGAUACCGAAAAUGACCAGACGCUCAUCAAGGUCCUGAUCCGGCAAACUCGGAGACCUGAACUGGGCGACAAGUUCUCAUCAAGGCAUGGUCAGAAAGGUGUAUGCGGAUUGAUUGUCAACCAGGAAGAUAUGCCUUUCAAUGACCAAGGCAUCGUGCCCGAUACUAUCAUGAAUCCACACGGGUUCCCGUCACGAAUGACUGUUGGAAAGAUGAUUGAACUACUGGCCGGCAAGGCUGGUGUACUCUCCGGGAAGUUGCAGUACGGCACUGCAUUCGGCGGCUCUAAGGUAGAGGACAUGUCACGAAUUCUUAUCGAAAACGGUUUCAGCUAUGCUGGCAAAGAUAUGCUCACGAGCGGUAUAACCGGGGAACCAAUGGAGGCCUAUGUGUAUUUCGGACCUAUUUACUACCAGAAACUAAAACACAUGGUGAUGGACAAGAUGCACGCUCGAGCACGGGGUCCUCGCGCUACACUGACCCGGCAGCCCACUGAAGGCCGCUCGAGGGAAGGAGGCUUGCGUCUGGGAGAGAUGGAGCGCGACUGCCUCAUCGGAUAUGGCGCGACGCAGCUUCUUCUAGAGCGGCUCAUGAUAUCUUCGGACAAAUUCGAGGUCAAUGCAUGUCAAGAGUGCGGUCUGAUGGGCUAUAACGGCUGGUGCACAUACUGUAAGAGCUCGAAGAAGAUGGCGCAGCUCACCAUCCCUUAUGCUGCGAAACUGCUCUUCCAAGAGCUGAUGGCGAUGAAUGUUGUUCCUCGGUUGGUCCUGGAUGACGCGUGAGGUGCGUCAGGACGACGACAAAAUAAUGCUGUAUUUUUACACCGUCCCGGAUCCCCUCCUGUACUUCACGCAACCUAUGCAUGAUCUAAUUUAUUUGACAUGUAUGUACCUUCAACGUUC